This is a messenger RNA of Drosophila serrata, 985 nucleotides long. Its product is annotated as protein BCCIP homolog. The record is from RefSeq and is a predicted model, not a curated record. Lineage: Eukaryota; Metazoa; Arthropoda; Insecta; Diptera; Drosophilidae. Gene Ontology annotation, cellular component: nucleus.
CAACACGUGUGUUUGUCGAAACAGCUGUUGCUGGAGCCGCGUUCUUUUCGUUUGUUUAACAAAAGUUGCGUUUAAAUAGAAAUAAUGUCGGCAAGUAAGCAAAAGAAGCUGAAUAAGAUGGAGGUUGAUCCAAACGACGAGGAUUCCACCUCCAGUGAGGACGAUGAUGACGAGGUGCACCCAGACGCCUACAGAGGCAACGAGGAGGUACAAAUCGACUUCGAAGGCCGUGCCCCGGUGGAUCCCGAUGCACAGGGAAUUUCUCAGCUGCUGCAGCGUUUGUUCUUACGUGCCCACAUCAAUUGCAAUCAAAUGGCGGAUCUAAUCAUUGCUCAAAACUAUGUUGGAAGCGUGAUCUGUCAGUGCGAUGACGAGGAGCCCGAAAGCGAAACGGACGACGAUAUGGUUGAGGAUGGCACCGUGUUUGGCAUCACAUCCGUACUGAACUUGACAGCCAAGAAGGAUCAGCCAAGCAUCGCGCAGUUAAGAACGUACCUACUCGAUCGCGCUAAGGCACACGCUUCGGGUGCAGUGCACGAGCAAUUAAAGGCAAUUCUGGAGAACGACCAGUGCCACACAGGGUUUCUGGUCAACGAGCGGUUCAUCAACAUACCCGCACAGAUCUCUGUGCCACUUCUGCAGAAUCUACAACAGGAAAUAGAAGCCGCCAAGGCCAAGAAGAUGAAGUUUGACUUUGACACGCUGCUCCUCCUUGUCAAGUUCUACAGAAAGGAGGCAAAGAAGGGAAAGCCAGCCGAGGAUAACUACACAAAUGCUGAGGAUGAGUUACUUUCGGAACGGGCCAAGUUCUCGUUUGAGUACUCAGUGGCCUCCGAAACGGACUCGGGCAUGUCCGGCGACUGGCUAGAAGGCGAUGCCGUGAUGACACCAUACAGAAAACUUCUUGUUCUAGACGCCAAGCAGCUGCCGAAACUGACAAAGGACAUUGAAAGCUUUAUCAAUGGCGAAUAAAUGUUAACAAGUA